CAUGUGCCGCUACGCUUCUGCCGGAGACCGAAAGACCGAGGGAUUGGGAGCGCUCUCAGGCAUGAGCCGCGGCCAUGACGGAGAAUUUGAAGACUCGGUUUGAUUUCCCCUGCCCCGUCAUCCAAGCCCAGGCGGUGAGACAUCUUGUAGCUGCCGUGCUGAAGGAAAAGGGACCAAAUGGGCAAAUCGCCCAAUCCCACAGCCAGGGCCCUGCGCUGGAGGCCCUGUGGCAGCAGUGCUGCGGGGACUGCGCCCUGCUGCGCUCGUCCUGCUGCGACGCCGUGGUGCUGCUGGUGGAGCAGGGCCACGCCGACCUCCAGCACACCCUCAACAGCGUGCUCAACCUCCUGCCCUCCGCCAGAAAUGUCCAGGGGCUCAUAAAGGUCAUCGGGCGGCUGCUGCAGAUGCUGGCUGACCAGAGGGACGGGGAAACACCCUUCACCUGUCCAUUUUCCAUCAGACUCAGGCCUCACCCGUACAUCACGGCUCUGGAGAACCGCGCCGACUGCUGGCCCGCCCUGCUGCUGGAGAUUGAUGACUUCAUUCGGCAGGCAGAUGACAGGAACAAAACGUCCUACAUCGCCAUGCUGGCGCCCUUCCUCCGGUACCUGUACUGUGAGCCCCAGAGGCAGCCCCAGCACGCUCUUCUGCGCCAGGGCCUGCUCAGAGUGCUGCUGACCAAGCAGCAGGGAACCGGACCGGACCCCCUUAACAACAAGUCCUCGGCCGUGUCCGAGUCCAUGCUGCUCUGCCUCUGCACGCUGGUUCCAUAUAUGCAGCUGGACAGUGUGGAGGCAGUGCUGGAGCUCUGCGGGGUCGUAGAGACCCUCGUCCAGCCCCUGACCGAGGCUCCGGGGGCCUGCUGGCUGACCGAGAGGGCGGGGCUGCUCGUGCAGCUGCUGUGUGCGUGCCAGCGAUGCCUCCAGCUAAACGGAGACUGCCGUCCACUCCUCAACCUGAUGCAGCGGCUGCUGCCCACCUGCCAGCAGGAGGCGCCCGUGGACGAGCUGCUGCUGGGCGUAGGCCUGCUCCUGCUGGACGCCCCGCCCGCUCAGCAGAGCAGCCUGCUCAGUCUGGCUUUGAGUUUAGUCCCUGAAAAAGAGGGGCCGUGCCCCUGGCUGAGUCCAGUCCUGGCCCUGCCUCUGCUGCAGCUGCUGUCCUGCUCCGGCCUCACCCAGCCGCUGUCUGACCACAGGACGCACCGCCUCAACCACAGGCUGGCCCACAGCCUGCUGGUCAGCAUCAGCAAACCUGCAGAACAAGUCCCACAGGUAACCGUCCAUCAGCCCCUCUUCCCCUCUUAUAAGCCUGGCCCAGCUCUGGCUCUAUCGGUCAGCGACUGGUACAGUGAGCUGACCGUGGCUCUGUCCGUCCUGCGCAAACUGGCCCAGGAUCCAGUGGCGGCGGCCGAUUGGCUGCUGGCGGUUCGUUCUGCCCUGUCCCCCGGCCAGCGCCCGCCCCCCUCCCUCUCUCUGGUCGUGACUCAUCUCAUCAUCACUGGCCAGGAGGACGUCUGCCAGCUGGCUCUGACCGCCGGCCAGGCCAUCGCUGCUGCUGACCCCUGCCAGGUUCCCUCCCUCCUCUCGGUGCUGCUGUUCAAACUGGCAAAGGAAAAGAACCCCAAACUGGCUCAUGCUGUGCUUAACUGCCUACCCAACCUUGGGACUCACAAGCUCUGUGUCCCCCUGGUGCUGCAGACCCUCCACAUGCUGGCCAGCUCUCCCAGGCUGAGGGCUGUCGCCGUGCGUCUCAUGACCACUCUCUGGAAAAAACAGGACCGAGUCUACCCGGAGCUGCAGCGUCUCCUGGGCCAGCAGGACUCCGGGGGGCCGGGGGGGCAGGAGGCCCAGUGGGAGCAGCUCUUGUGCCGGGCCGCCUGCCUCAGGGACAUCUGCAGAGAGAGGCCGUACCAGCAUGGAGGGGACAUGUUGGCUGCGAUUUCCCUCACCCUGAAGCAGUGCAGCAAACCAGACCUGGCAACCCCGGCUGCCUUAGCCCUACAGGGCUUACAGGAGCUGUGCCGAGCAGAGGUUGUGGACAUAAUCUCCACCUGGAAAAGUCUGGGUCCAGAGCUGAGCGGCGACUCUCGUCCACUGAUGGUUAAAGCCAUAGCGGAGCUCCUGGCCCUGGUCCCUCAGCUCACCGUCAAGUCAGAGGAGAUCCUGAUGUGUCCAGCUGUGGCUACAAGGCCUUGGCAGGCUUUCCUGAAACGGUUCACACUAUACCUCACCUUCCUGCUGCGACCAGCCACGGAGAUCCACGAAAAUGAGGAGAAGGAUGAAAAGAAGGAGGAGGAGGAGGAGGAGGAGAAGGAGAAGGAUCUCUCCAUUCCAGGCUCAUCUUACAUGAAACUGAUGGCACUCACCUCCGUUUCUGUUCUGCCAGCCUUUGAGCUCUUCCUGACAUCCUUGGUGAAACAGGAGAUGAGUCUGAUGCCACGGGGGGUGUACUUCUCGGCCCUGAGGGGGGGCGGUCUGCGGUCCGAUCAGGGUAAAACGGUGGCUGGAAUCCCGUCGUUCAUGCUCAAGACCUACGAGAAAAACAAGCAGCCUGGCCUGAAGCCUGGGCUAGCAGCUGGACUGCUGCUGUGUUAUGAGCUUCCUGUUCAGACGGACCGUGACGGCAGGCCGAUCGAUCGCUUUCUGGUCAGCAGAAGCCGCAGCUACCAGCAGACCCUGACCGCCCUCGUCCACGAAGUGAACAUCCAGCCCUCAGAGUGGCACCGGGCCCUCCUGCUGCCCCAGGCCUGGAGGGCUUACAUGAGCCGGGCUUUCCACGCCGUCCUGCAGGGUCGACGCGCCGACUUGGAAAUGCAGCAGAAACAAGGCAAAGAGAACCCUCAGGAGGUGCAGUACCAGCAGCACUGUGCCUGGCUGUGGGCCAGAGAUCAGCUGACAGAUGUUAUCAAAGCUGCUACAAAAGAAAGUCCUGUUGUCCAGGGGAACUCCAUCCUGGCUCUGAGUGGCCUGGCUGCUGUCCUGGCUAAGUACGAGAGCAACCUGCCGACCGAUAGCAGCGGGAGCCUCGGAGCUGGACCAGAGUUUGUGCCCACGGCCAGCUGGUUGGGCAUGGUGUUUGACACUUUGCUCAGCAUCAUCAGCAGCAGCUACAAGGCCAAAGGACAGGUGUUUCCCUGGUUCCCACACCGCUCGUACUCCGGCGAGAACACGGCCAGCGCCAUCGCCCGCUCCUGCGCCGGCCUGGCCCUGGCCCUGCUGGUGCCCGUGCUGGUGGUGUGGCGGAGGGACGGGCUGGUCCAGGUGCUGACCGCGCUGCGGGCCGGCCUGCCCGGCUCGGCCACCGCCGACGACUCGCAGGCCGUCCAGUUCCACUCGGGCCUGGCGCUGGGCAUGGUGCUGUCCAGUCUGCACCAGCAACGCCUCAGCACUGGCUGCAUGUUGGGUCUGGGUCUGGUGCUCUCGUCACUUUGCACAAGUGGACAGAUGGACCGAAGCCGAGUGACCCAAACCCUCGACAAACUACUGGCCAGCCUGCAGGACAGCAGCGGGCAAGGACGCAUGCUGCAAGAGGUUUUGUCCUACUCCGUGGCAUGUGUGGGCGUCUCCGCCUUCAGUGGAGGUCUUAUUGACGCCGACAAGGCUGAAGAGCUCAUGAACAGUGUGCGCACGCUGACGGAGGAGAGCCAGCAGACCCCGGGCUUCUCUCUGGCUCUGGGCCUGGUCAUCCACGGCCUGUCGGUGAGUGGCCACGGUAAAGCCGAGGACAUCCACCCUCGCCUGCUGGCCGCUUGGAUCAAGAUCCUGCUGGCCGAGGGCUGUCCCACCAUGCAGCGGCUGGCUGCUGCCAAUGGGCUGGUGGCUCUGGUGGGAUCAGAGAGUUACCUCGUUCAGCUGAAGAGCGAGCUGGAGCUCUCCACCCAGCAGCAGAGCAGACUGAACGAGGUUAUUCGUGCCAUCACACAGGUCCAGAGUUUUCCCAUCCAGCCGUGGUUAAAACAGCUCUGGCCUCCUUGGCAUCGGUUGGAGGCGGUUUCCAGUACCCCCCCCCUGAACUGGAGCGCUGUGUUGUCUCCUCUGAUGAGGCUGAGCUUCGGAGAGGAUGUCCAGCAUCAGUGUAUGGUGCUGGCAGCAUCUCAAGCUCAGUCUUCCAAAAACGCCUCUCUCUUCCUGGGCUCCUGGGUGUCACCCCCCCUUGUACACAGUGUCAGUCCCCGGACCCGAGCCCACCUCUACGAGAGCCUGGGCUCAUGGAUGAGGCACGUGUCCGAGGAUAAGCUGCAGGUGUGCGUGGAGAGCCUGGGCCUGCAGCACUUCCAGCAGGACCCGCGGCCCCAGCGGCCGGCUCUGUGCCGCGCCCUGCUGCAGGGCCUGGCUCAGGCCAUGGCCCUGCCAAACCCCCCCAGCAGCUGCUGGACCAUCCUCUGCUCCACCACGGAGAAGAUCUACGCCCUGCUGCCCGACAGCCUCCAGGAUGCAGAGGUGGAUCUGUAUGUGGGCGUCGCCAAGUGUCUGUCUGAGAUGUCGGACACAGAAAUCGACAGGAUCGUUCAGGUUUCAGAGGCUCAGAUGGAAAAGACCUGCUUCCUCCUGUCCUACCUCACCUCUCAGGGCAGGCUCCCCCUUCUGAGUCUCAAUGAUGUCAUCGCGGGGGUGCUGCGUGGCUGGCCCAGCCGCAGAGUAGGCUGGCUCCUCCUGCUGACCUUUUACCAGUCCGGUCUGGCUGCCGGCCCCAACACAGGUGUCUCUAAACAGAUGGAGUGGCUCCUGGAGCUGAUGGGACACAUCCGGAACGUUGCCUACGGAGCGACCCCCGUGGACUGUGGAGACACCAGGCUGGCCACAGACUUCCUGUUCCAGCUUUUUGCAGCGGCUGUAGUUUCCUGGGGUGACCGCUCCAUGCCCCUCCUCUUUGGCCUCAGGGCCCAGUGGUUUCCAUGGGAGCCCGACUCCAAGCCCGCGUCAUUAACACACAGUUUGUACUUUGAGGAGUCGCUCCCGGACGGGGCCCUGCCCCGGUGCAUGCUGGCCGUGUCCCACAGCCUACCCCUGCUGCUGGGUAAAGAGCCCUGGAGCGCCCAGACUCACAAGUUUAUUGACUGGCUCCUCAGCGUGACAGAAGGUCCUGAGCAGAAUCUGUCAGCCUCCACCAUCAACACAGCCAAAGCUGCUCUCCUGGCUCUGAAGUCCUCCGCUGAGUUCAGGAAGAAAGCCGUGUGGACCAGGGCUUAUGGCUGGUAG
This is a messenger RNA of Menidia menidia (Atlantic silverside), 5198 nucleotides long. Lineage: Eukaryota; Metazoa; Chordata; Actinopteri; Atheriniformes; Atherinopsidae. The record is from the annotation of a GenBank genome assembly.